AUGGCCGCAGCAAUCAAGGCCCUCAAUGCGAAGAUUCGCUCCAACCCCUACACCGACUACCUCUGCUCGACCCGUGAGUGCUCCGCGAGGACAAGACUCCGACGUUGCGCUGCGACCAAGCACAAUCACAAGCAUCCAGUCUUGCGCUCGCCCGUCGCCCACCAUGCCGCACUCAUACUGACAUGA
Messenger RNA from Aureobasidium vineae, 186 nucleotides. The record is from the annotation of a GenBank genome assembly. NCBI's taxonomy places the organism in Eukaryota, Fungi, Ascomycota, Dothideomycetes, Dothideales, Saccotheciaceae.